AUGGGUAGCAUAGCAGCAAGUCCUUUCGAUGUCUCAGCGGAUCAUACCGACGCUCUCGAAAGUCUCGUUGUGCAGUUCCGCGCUGAUACCCAUAGCAAGAAAAUCGAUCUUCUUGUUGGCGUAUACAAGACGGACGAAGGGAAGGCAUACGUGUUACCAAGUGUCAACGCGGCAAAGGAGAGAAUCUUCAGAGACGACAGCUGGCAUCAUGAGUACCGGCCGAGUGCUCUGGGUCCCCAGAACUACAGGGAUCUUAGCGCCAAGCUAUUCUUCGGGGCCGAGAAUCGUCUUCUCAAGCAAAAGAGGAUAAUUUCAACCCAGACACUAGGCGCCAGCGGAGGAUGCCAUGUGGGUGCUGUGAUAUUGAAAAAUCACUACGGACCGUGGAAACUGUCCGGAAACCUCGAGAUUUUCCUCCCGAGCGAGACGUGGUUGAACCACUCCUUCGUGUUCAAAACGGCGGGAAUAAAACCAGCUUUUAUCCCGUAUUUCAACAACAAGACCAAUGCUUUCGACUUUGCAGGCUUUACAUCGGCCAUCAGAUCUCUACCAGCUCAAUCUGUAAUUCUCCUACAGUCCGGAGCUCAAAACCCAACUGGAUGCGACCCAUCACCAGAUCAAUGGCAGGAGCUGGCAUCAAUGUUUUCUGAGCGUGGCCAUUUCGCAUUCUUCGACGCCGCCUAUCCCGGAUUCGCCUCAGGAGACAUUGACAGAGACCUCGAGGGUGUUCGUCUCUUCGCCGAGCGAGAGAUCCCGCUUAUCUUCGUAUCGACCUAUGGGAAGUGCUUUGGGCUCUACAGUGAGCGUGUCGGAUUCCUUUCUAUCCUCGCUCCAGACGAGGAAGUAGGAAAGAGAAUCGAAAUUCAAUUGAAGCUGCUUGCCCGAGCAGAGUCUGGUGCACCGCCCGAUUUUGGAGCCAAGAUUGUUGAAACGGUUCUUUCGGACGAGUCUUUGGAGCGGCAAUGGCGUGGAGAAGUCCGCGACAUGGCCAGCCGACUGAAGGAUCGUCGAGUCGCCCUCAGGAACCGACUGGAGGAGUUGGGAACUCCAGGUGAUUGGCGACAUAUCACUGAGCAGAAUGGGAUGUUUUCAUAUGUCGGACUUUCUGUGGAACAAGUCACGCUCCUCCGGGACAACUACCAUGUUUAUCUCCAAGAUACCGGGAGGAUCUCUAUUGCUGGACUAAAUGAUUUCAACAUUGAGUACACGGCUGACAGUAUCAGUGCCGUUGUCAAAGCGACUGUUGCGAAGAAAUCAUAA
Messenger RNA from Penicillium argentinense, 1260 nucleotides. RefSeq lists its product as uncharacterized. Gene Ontology annotation, biological process: L-aspartate biosynthetic process. Gene Ontology annotation, cellular component: cytosol. Bases 1 to 1260 code for a protein of 419 amino acids. Gene Ontology annotation, molecular function: pyridoxal phosphate binding; L-aspartate:2-oxoglutarate transaminase activity. The record is from RefSeq and is a predicted model, not a curated record. Lineage: Eukaryota; Fungi; Ascomycota; Eurotiomycetes; Eurotiales; Aspergillaceae. The transcript has 7 exons.